Messenger RNA from Toxorhynchites rutilus septentrionalis, 2367 nucleotides. RefSeq lists its product as uncharacterized. The record is from RefSeq and is a predicted model, not a curated record. NCBI's taxonomy places the organism in Eukaryota, Metazoa, Arthropoda, Insecta, Diptera, Culicidae. The transcript has 5 exons. Bases 332 to 1279 code for a protein of 315 amino acids. Gene Ontology annotation, cellular component: apical plasma membrane; actin cytoskeleton; mitochondrion. Gene Ontology annotation, biological process: regulation of actin filament polymerization; negative regulation of apoptotic process.
CGCAAGACGUCCGAAUAUUUGACAACUUUCGGCUAGGUUUUCUUCACUUUUCAGCUGAUAUUUUUCGUGUUUCUAGAAGUCCUUUUGUGCGCUACGAAUUUUGUGAAAUUUCUGCAUCAUACUCUAUCCGGGAAAACGUAAAACAUUACCAAAUCGACGCCGAACCGCGCAAUACAGCCAGGCACGCUUAAGUUAUAACAAAACCGCUCCGGAAAACAUUGUAAAGCAACUACUCAAAACAAAGCGCUCCUCGGCUUCCUCGGUAGCCUGCGACUUUUCUUAUUCCUGCGCCCAGUGUUUCAAAAACCCGGUCAAAAUUUGCGUCGUAAAGAUGGAUCUGUUGAAAAAAAUGAUGGGCCUAGACGGUCACAAGGAUGACGACGACGACAAGAGGAAGAAAAAACCGGUGGUUAAGGAUGAAUUCCGGAAACCAAUUUGGGUGGAAGAAUAUGACAGCGAUGAUGAUCUCUUUGACAACCAGAAAAUCUACGGUGUCCAAAUUUUCACCAACCCGCUCGAGAUACAGAAACAUUUCGAGCAUCAGAUCCAGGAGAUGAUGAAAAGCCUGGAGGAGUACGAUGAAACCUUUAAGAGUUUCGAUCACGAUUUGAAGCAGGAUUUUUUGAAGCCCGGUUUUGAGGAGGAAAUUAAGAAGGAACUAAAGAAGGAAAAACUGCUUGAUACUGACCUGGAUGGAGAAAUUUACCCGGACCAACUGCACACUCUGCUGCAACGUAUUUCCCCAGAUCUGAAGGAUCUUUUACCCAAGAAGCGGACCCAGGAUGUCCACUCUAAGGGUGAACCGAAACUAAAGCUUACCGACGAGCAAAAGAUCAUGGACUGGAUUCACGGCUAUAAAGAAUCGGACCCGUUGCCACCGGUGCGCUCUCGUGCGCCUCGCAAGAUGCCAUCGCAACGUUUCCACGAUGGAAUUUUUGAAGGAACAUUCCAAGGACCGCGUAUGUUCGGCCAGAGUAUCAUCUCGCAAACCAUCCGGAAACCCGACGGGACCUAUGAAACACGUAAAACCGUUCGCGAUUCGGAAGGGCACACCAAGACCACUAUAACACGUUCGACCAGUGAUGGGAACAAGGAAUCCAUAACAACAUACGGCGACGAAGGUGGGCCUUCAUCGACGAAACCAUUUAUGGACGAUGGUUUGCCAGAAACUGGCACCAAGAGUGAUUCGGUUGCUCACACCUUGCUCGUCAUGAACCAGAACGACCGCAAGCAUCUCUUCGCUAAGAAUGGUUACGUUCUCCCAAGGAACCUCUGGUGACUUCAAGCGCAGACAAACCGUAAUGAGCUAACUACACUACUAGUAGAUCAUCGGUUCAAUUUUCAUUACUCUUAUUAUACAUACUUCCCAUCUCCCCGGAAUUCCGCACCAGCGGAAACGGGUCCAGUUUCGUCGUUUAGCGAGCCAAAUAUGUGUGUAGUAGUAGUAGUAGUAGUAGAAACAUCCCACUCGAUUAACAAGUGUGACGAUAUUCUUACAAAUAAUCUCUAUCACUAUCCUAUCAAUGAUCACGUCUAUGAUAAUGAUGAUGCAGCUGAACAGCUAACGAUGCAGAAUCCUUUGACAACAGAAAACAUCAAUAGCAAUACCGAGUGUCCUGCUGUUUUACAUUUGCUCUUGAGUAACAUAAUUCUAGCUUUAGUAACGUUUAGUUUAAGUAGUGUUCAUGUCUUAUUUUCAUUGUACAACCACGCGAAGGAAGCCGCCGCCGGUCAGCAGGAGGGAAAGACAGUUGAGCGAUGCAGUAUUACGAGCAAUUGGCGAAGGAACGUACCGUCGGUAUGUCUAUUAUGAAAAUCGGUCAAUCUGUCCAACUAUUGUCGACCUGUACACGCUUCUCUAGCCGGAAGACAUUCGUGUUUGUGAUAUUUUUUUACGUUAGACAGUUAUCGAUGCGUCCCAUCGAAUAAGUUUGCUCUUAGUACUAAUAAUUUUAGCUGAUCGUGGUUGCGAUCUGGGUGUGACCCGGGGUACCGUACACAGGAGGCAAGAGACUAAAAAAUUCUGGAAGCGAAAAGAUGAUGAUGAUGAUAUGAGAGGGUUGGGUGAACGCGCGUGUUUUUAGGUAGAUGUUUUUUGAAAACUUGUGAGAAAGAGACAAAGUAACUGUAUAUUUUUUUACUUCAUAAGGUUUUUUUUUAUUGAUUCAUAGUUUUUUUUAACAGGAAAAUUUUGAGUAACAAAUAGCUCGAAGGCAAUGAAAAUCAUCUAAUCUCCCCAUACAUAUAUACAUAUAUGGAUAGUAAACUACCAAAACUGUGCAUGUAAGCAUGCAACAAUCUAUCGUAACUCCCCUUAAACCAUGAGAGAUACAAAAUAUAUUAUGGAAUAUUACAAAGCAACCUUAA